This is a messenger RNA of Rotaria sp. Silwood1, 1890 nucleotides long. The record is from the annotation of a GenBank genome assembly. Lineage: Eukaryota; Metazoa; Rotifera; Eurotatoria; Philodinida; Philodinidae.
AUGUUGGUUAACAUGGAUAAACUUCUCGGUAAUAUGAAGUCUAAGCCGAUUGCAGGUCCAAAGCUAUUAUCAUUGGAUAAUACACAUACAUGCAAAGUCAAUCUUGAUUCAUUAAUUAUUGAUGGACAAACAGUACAAUCUGAACCGGUUCACACAUCCCAAAGCGGAUACAAUUUAGCACUUAGUUUUGGAAUAUGUGUUGAUGAACAGAGUGAAAAGAGUUAUCUGUCGAUAUCAUUCAUAAUUCUACCGGGAGAAUUCGACGCUAUUUUACCAUGGCCUUUUCGAUUUCCAAUAACAAUCAGUAUACUUGACUUGAAAGGAUCAAAAAAAAAUAUCAGUCAUUCAAUUCCAUGGGACGCUCGAAAAGUGAUCUUUAAUAGACCUGCAAGCAAUGCAAAUGUUUCGUUUCAAAUAACACAAUUUUGUCUUGUUGACAUACUUCGCGCCAAUAGCAAUACUUAUGUACAAGAUGGUUUCAUCUUUGUACAAUUACACAUCAAUUUUAUGGAAUCAUGUGCGCAACCAACUCCAAAUAAAGAAUGUAUUGAUGAUCAACGACCUUCAUUCGAUAAUAAAUAUGAAAAGAAAAAAUUAAAUUACGAAGCUGAUGAUUGGCAUCCAUUACGUAACGAUGUCAUAUUAGAUGUUUAUAAUUGUGAUUUAACAAUGAUUGUUAAACAUGGUUGUCUUCGUGGUGAACCAAUGAUUGAGAAUGGAUUAUGUUCGCUAUGGUCAGGAAUACGAGCAACUUAUGGAAUCGAUCAAGGACGUGUAGCUUUUCAAAUAAAAAUUCUUCGUUAUCUGCAUUCUUCUGAUUUAUUGUAUAACGAAAUUCCAUUUGGGAUUCGAGUUGGUUGGUCAACCAAUGAGAGUAAAUUAUCUCUCGGUGAUGAAUUACUAUCUUUUGGAUAUGAAGGAACAGGAAAAAUUUGGACAGGAAAUCAAUUUGAAUGGUAUGGCGAACAAUAUUCAGUUGGUGAUAUAAUAACAUGUUAUGCAGAUUUUGAAAGUGAACGUGGCCAUGUUUUAUUAUCUUUUGCUAAAAAUGAUUUGAAUUUUGAAUUAGCAUAUCGUAUUAAUUCUGAAGAUUUUCAUUCACGUCCACUUUUUCCACAUAUAUUCAUUAAAAAUAUUUCAUAUCAAGUUAACUUUGGUCAAUUAAAUACAAAAUAUUCUCUUCGACCAGGUUUUUGUUUUAUAAAUGAUUAUGAAGAAGAUGAUCGAAUUCGAGGUACAUUAGGUCCAUCGAGUAAAGAAGAAUGCGAAGUUAUUAUGAUGGUAGGUUUACCAGGAGCUGGAAAAUCAUUUUGGGUUGAAAGACAUUGUGCAAUUAAUACAGAUAAAAAAUAUAUUCUACUCAGUACAAAUAAUAUCAUUCAGCAAAUGAAAACAAAUGUAUAUGGGAAUAAUCGUCGUCGUAAAAUGUCAUUAUUUGAUGGAUUCUAUCGACGAGCUGUUGUUGUUAUUCCUGAUGAUAAUGAAUAUCAACGACGAAGAUAUAAACAACAAAUUGAUCAAAGCAAAUUCAUUCCUGAUUCAUUUAUUAACCAAAUGAAAGCUAAUUUUGAUUUACCUGAAGUAGCUGAUAUAUUCGACGAUGUUGAAUAUGCUGAAUUAACUUUUCGUUAUGCUCGUGAUCUCGUUAUGUAUUACCGUCAUCAAAGUCACAUAAUUAAAGAAAGAUUAAGAAAACCAAAUAGACGAAAAAAGAAAAAUAAUCUCAGAUCUAUUCGGUUUAGUUAUGAUCGACAUACGAAUAACAUUGAUUUAUCAUCCAAUCAUCAUCAUUAUCAUUUUCGUCCAUUUCUGUCUCAUCCUAAACAAUAUCAUCAUUAUUUGUCAAAAUUUGAUCAUCAUUAUUAUCGUAAUAAAAAUGGUUCAAAGUGA